This is a messenger RNA of Rotaria sp. Silwood1, 597 nucleotides long. Lineage: Eukaryota; Metazoa; Rotifera; Eurotatoria; Philodinida; Philodinidae. The record is from the annotation of a GenBank genome assembly.
AUGAGCAGUGCAAGUAGUGUUGUGAAAAUAUCAAAUAUAUCUAAUGAUGAUUUAUUUUUGUGUCGUGCUUUUGCAAAAGCAAUUUCAUCGGAUAAACUUAGUCAAAUUAUUGAACAACAAACAAUUUUAAAAGAAUCAACAUCUGUUGAAUCGAAUGUUCCAUCAAAUGAUAAUGUUGAAAUGAAAGAUAAUUCUUCAUUACCAUCCGAGGAUAUUCAAUGGAAAAUUGGUGAUCUAUGUUUAUGUCCAUAUAGCGAAGAUGGUCUUUUAUAUAAAGCUACUAUAAUUGAUAUAUCAUUAUCAUCAUUAACAUGUUCGAUUUCAUUUGAUGAUUAUGGAAAUGAAGAAAUUCAUCCAUUAACUGAUUUACAAAUACGAACUGAAGAAGAAGAACAACAACAACAACAACAACAACAACAAGAAGCUUUAUUAUCAAUAGAUGAACAUGAUAUAUUACCUCCUCCUCCUCCUUUUCCCAUAUUAAAUCCCAAUGAUGAUAAUGAUGCUCUAUCUUCUACAUUAAUGUCAUGGUAUUUAGCUGGAUAUCAUACUGGAUUUUAUCAAGGAAUUAAAGAUAGAAACAAUUUUGAAAAAUAA